Molecule: messenger RNA, 644 nt
Organism: Clupea harengus (Atlantic herring)
Lineage: Eukaryota; Metazoa; Chordata; Actinopteri; Clupeiformes; Clupeidae
Gene: cntd1
Product: cyclin N-terminal domain containing 1
Exons: 4
Coding region: 189-644 (151 amino acids)
Biological process (GO): reciprocal meiotic recombination
Cellular component (GO): site of double-strand break
Source: RefSeq, a predicted model, not a curated record
UGUGGAUAGUGCACCACCUUGUCGCGUAGCUAGGAUACUGAAACGCCCAUGUCUCUUUGGUAGAGAGGAAAGUUCGUGGCUUUCCUACUAAAGAUCAAACAAGUUAUAACACACAGUUAUAACUACUUCGGUUACGUUUUAAAACUUUUUUGAUGACCAACACUGUUCAGGGCUAAAUUUGUAUCAUUAUGGCAACUAGGCCCAUGUCAUCAUUUUCAUCUGAGCAUCAAAAAAAUCUAAAAUUUGGCGAGGCAACAUUUGAUGUUCUGUCAGAUUUCCUGACCAGUAUCAACAACAAAAACAAACUGAACUUGGAAAACCUAUCAGAUAACUGUGGGAAUUUCAAGAAUCGAAAAGUGGUGGAGUAUAUCUUCCUUCUCUGUAAGGACUUUAAACUCGACCCGAUGGUUGGAUACCAUGCUGUGGAGAUACUCGAAAGCUUUAUGAUCAAGCACAUUGAGGAGCUGCUCUCUUGUCCAACUGCGCAAGGCGCCAGUGGAGGUGGAGACGUGAAUUCUGAGGAACUUAUCUUUCAAAGCAUCAGGCCGAAGUUCUCCUUCAUCAUCCUCUCCUGUGUGCAGCUGGCUAGCAAGAUGUCCCUGCACUGUAAUGUAGGUGUCCCAGCGCACCUGGUUAAAUUGUGA